AUGGAGAUGCAAAAUGAAACAGUUCUAACUGAGUUUAUCAUCCUUGGCUUUCAAAAUCUACAAGAGGUACGUCUCUUGAUCUUCAGUGGGUUCUUGACCAUCUACCUAUUCACUGUGCUGUGGAAUACCUUCAUCAUCAUCUUGGCCCUUGUGGAUCAGAGACUCCAAAGCCCCAUGUAUUUCUUCCUUGGGAACCUGUCCUUUCUUGACAUUUGCUACACGACCACCACCAUCCCUCAGAUGCUGGAUCUCCUUCUCAUAGAGAGAAGCAGCAUCUCCUAUUUACGCUGUGUGCUUCAGUUGUACUUUUUCUUCUCCUUUGUGGGCACUGAAUGUCUCCUUUUGGCAGUGAUGGCUUUUGACCGCUAUGUUGCCAUAUGUAACCCUCUACGUUAUACGUUGAUUAUCAAAAGAAAUGUUUGCCUCCAACUAGCCACAGCAUGCUGGGCUGGUGGUUUCCUCAAUUCUGCUGUGCACACUGUCUAUGCAUUCCAGCUCCCUUUCUGUGGGGAAAACCACAUAGAUGCUUUCUACUGUGACAUUCCACCGCUGCUGAAGCUGUCAUGUGGGGACAUCACACUCAACAAAAGACUCCUACUGACUAUAGGUCUAUUCAUAGCUUGGACACCCCUUUUCUGUAUCAUUCUGUCCUAUGCUUAUAUCAUUUCAACUGUCUUAAAGAUACGCUCCACAGAGGGGAGACAAAAGGCUUUCUCCACCUGCUCCUCUCACCUCACCGUGGUUCUUCUCUAUUAUGGAAGUUGUAUUUUCACAUACUUGAGACCUGUUCCCACUCAGUCAUCAGUUAAUACAAAGCUGAUCCCACUCAUGUACAGCAUCCUGACUCCAUUGCUAAAUCCUAUAAUAUACACUUUGCGCAACAAGGAUGUGAAAACAGCUUGGAAAAGCAUAAUGGGAAAGGUUUGA
Molecule: messenger RNA, 927 nt
Organism: Hemicordylus capensis (graceful crag lizard)
Lineage: Eukaryota; Metazoa; Chordata; Lepidosauria; Squamata; Cordylidae
Product: olfactory receptor 5V1-like
Exons: 1
Coding region: 1-927 (308 amino acids)
Biological process (GO): G protein-coupled receptor signaling pathway
Cellular component (GO): membrane
Molecular function (GO): G protein-coupled receptor activity; olfactory receptor activity
Source: RefSeq, a predicted model, not a curated record